This is a messenger RNA of Linum tenue, 1213 nucleotides long. The record is from the annotation of a GenBank genome assembly. Lineage: Eukaryota; Viridiplantae; Streptophyta; Magnoliopsida; Malpighiales; Linaceae.
GUUCGGGUUCGGGUCAGAUCUACCGCUUUCUUAUCUGAACCUCUGAAAUGGAGAAAAAUGCAUCUUCCCUUUUCGUGUAAUCGUUAACUGGCCAUGAUGACGGCAGGGUACACCGCUCUGGCUAUCGCCGGCGCCGGUAUUGGGACUCCUUUAUCCGGCGAGUUAAAUCAGCAACCGGGUUGUAUAAAGUCAAAGCUAUUCAGCCGAGUAAGAAGCCGUCCUGCAGAUUUUUGCUUUGCCCGGCAUCAAUUUGUGAGGCAAAAGAAAUGCUUCUCGUUACCGAACAACAAGUCGAAUUCGAACCGGAGUUUCGCCCUACGGAAAGACGCCGACGACAACUUCUUGAAGAAUGCGGAAGACGUCGACGAAGUGUUCGACGAUUUGUUCAACAAGUACGGGAAAGUGGUGUUCAGAAGCAACGACCAGAGGCCUUCAAUCGCCGAGGUUGAUGACGAUGCUGAAAUCUUGUCAUUUGCCGUAGCGGUAGCAAAAGUUGCGAGUGAUGUGAAAGCUGGCGACAUAAAGGUCCUGUUUGUGAAGCCUCUGGUGUACUGGACUCGCUUCUUCAUAAUCGCCACUGCAUUUUCCCGGCCACAGAUUGAUGCAAUUGCGUCGAGGAUAAGAGAUCUUGGUGAGAAGCAGUAUGGGAAAGUUCCAUCUGGAGACACAAAACCAAACUCAUGGACCCUUUUGGACUUUGGUGAUGUAGUGGUGCACAUAUUUCUUCCCGAGCAGAGGGAUUACUACAACUUGGAGGAGUUCUAUGGUAAUGCGAAAUCAAUUGAUCUCCCCUUCGAGAAUCAGCCUCCUCCAUUCCGCGGCUGACAAUGAAUAGCAAGUAUAUUUGAACUCUAGUUCGAGUUGUAUACCAUUCGCAGCUAGACCGAGCUUCUUUUGAAGGCUUGCAGAUGCUCGAACAGCCGAAAACUGGAAAGUUUGCAGGGCAGGGAUCUUCUUGCUUCGGGAAUGGUUAUAGGAUGGGAUAUCCUGUCUUUGGCGAUGGUGCCAUUGUAAUGGGUUAGUGUUAGAUUACUGGUUUAGUGUGGUAGUUGAUGAUGUCAGUUGGGAGUGUAAUAGCCAAAGUAUAAUACAUUGCACGAUGGUUUCUGAAGUAGUUGCAGAUACAACCAUUUGUAAACAACACUGAAUCAACAAGCUUUCAGGCCUUUAAAACUCAUUGCACAGUACAUUUCCCACAGUUACAGAUGAUCAU